Peniophora sp. CBMAI 1063 is the source of this 1854-nucleotide messenger RNA. The record is from the annotation of a GenBank genome assembly. NCBI's taxonomy places the organism in Eukaryota, Fungi, Basidiomycota, Agaricomycetes, Russulales, Peniophoraceae.
AUGCUCAGCAGAGAGGACCUCAAACGUAUGAGACGCACAGAAUUACAACGCCUGAGCAAGACGUACGGCAUCCGCGCGAACCUUAAGACGGAGGAGCUGGUCGAGCUGCUUGCGUCGGAAUCCGAACGUGCCGUGCAUCCCGUGCCUACGCCCACCAUUCCCGUCAACUCACGUUCAGUGCCGAGUCGCGUCGGCAGCCGGACGCGACCCCGGCUGCAGUCGAAUAAUACGAUAGUCCAGCACGAUGAUACCGACGCUACUGACGACGGCGCUCUGACCCCGGUGCCCCUUCCUGAGUCCGAAGUGGCUCCAUCGCCGGUGACAACUACCGGCCCGGCGACGCGUACGCGCAAGGCGAAGAAUACACAGUUAAGACUGGGAGUCGGAAGACCGACCGCCGCGGGUGGCCCUGGCCCUAGGGCUGUCACGAGGGCGGACAGUCAGCCUAAGGUGAAGAGGGCGAAGCCGAGCAGGGUCGGAAGACCAGCAGAGGAGCCCAUAGCCGAAGAGCAACCACAAGACGUGGAUGCGGUGAUUACGCCCAUUGCCGGGCCUUCUCAGACUCGCGAGCUUCGUGCUCGGACAACGGAGAUCUCAAUCGUUACGUUGCCUGAGGAUGCGAGGGCGCAUAUAAGGCAGGUUGUAGAGGAACAAGUCCAACCCCUUUUGUCCACAGUCGCGGCACUUCGCCAGGAAUUGGACGAGAGCGCCACUGCGCACCGCAAGGAGGUGGAUGCUCUGCGGAAACGCGUGGACGACUUGACCUCCGAGGUCGAGAGCUGUCGCCGACAAGCUCACUCUCUCGAGGGUCUGCGUUCAACCGUCGAGCAAAUGACUAUAGACACUCAUCCUGCGCGCAAGAGCUCUGAGCCAUUCCCCGAGUCCAUGAAGUUUGGGUUGCCGUCUCGCGGCUCACAGCCUCCGAUUUCUCAACCAACUCACGCUGAAUAUAGAUCCGGACCCAUCAUCGAGUUCCCGCCUCCCCCAUCGACGAAGAAGUCCUCAAAGGAGCAGGGAUACUACGCUCUCGGGAAGCGACGCAGGCCGCUUGCUGAUGAAGUCCCCUCUUCGACACCCGUAGCUGGACCCUCAAGGCUACCCAUAGUCGAGUCUCGGGAGACGUUGGAAGGACCACAUCCACAUAAACGCCUGCGCUUGGACUCAACAGUAGAGAGGGGGUUAACGCUACCUGCAUAUGAACCUCCUCAGGAUCCUGAUGUCGAACCCGGCGGCAUUCCUGCGCCACAGCCGUUUACUAUCUACGCCGGCCCGGAAGAAGAAGAGUCCUUGGAUGCGAUGAACGCGCAGUCCACAGAUCGUGACUUCGACUCUUUCGAUGCUCCGCAGGUGCACGCGCGCGUCGGUGGUCCUGUUACGAGCACUGCCCAUGCGUUGGAGAAUCAGCGUCAGACAUUUCCGUUCAGCGGUCUGGGCGGCGGCCUGGUGCCCGGAACUACCAUGACACCCGAUACACACGCGCCCGUACCGGCUGCUGGUCAGACGGACGAUUCGCCUGUAGUGAAUCACUUCCCUUUUCCUGCCGCGCCGCAUUCGCCCACACCAGCUCCCACGUCCCGCAUAGGUGGUGGCCCUCGAGCAGGAAGUUCGCAACCUACUAUUCGAAUGUCCGUUGAGCCCACACCUGCCCCUGCACCACAUCCUGCGACACCGCCAUCAACAUUCACACAUCCGCAUACUUUCGGCCUGGGAGCGAAUGGGAUGCAGUACAGUGCUAUCGCUGCCGCGUUGCAGCAGACGCCUCCCGCACAUCGCACACUAUACGGAACCGAAGUCGGUCAAGACACCCGCUUCGGUGACUUUGGAUUCGAUUGGAAUCAUCCUAUAGGACGCUAG